GGUUUAACUGCCCGGAAACGGAAGUCUCGUCCUUUUUCGUCCUUUUACUCGGUGGCUGCUUGCUGUGAGUGUCUCUAGAGUGGUACGCGGGUGAGAAGGGUCCUGGUCCGCGCCAGCUCCCUGCGCGCCUCGUCGCCAUGCCUCGGAAAAUUGAGGAAAUCAAGGAUUUUCUGCUCACAGCCCGACGAAAGGAUGCCAAAUCUGUCAAGAUCAAGAAAAAUAAGGACAAUGUGAAGUUUAAAGUUCGAUGCAGCAGAUACCUUUACACCCUGGUCAUCACUGACAAAGAGAAGGCAGAGAAACUGAAGCAGUCCCUGCCCCCUGGUUUGGCAGUGAAGGAACUGAAAUGAACCAGACACACUGAUUUGAACUGUAUUAAAAUACUAAAAAUCCUAA
Piliocolobus tephrosceles (Ugandan red Colobus) is the source of this 396-nucleotide messenger RNA. It is a transcript of the gene RPL38, whose product is annotated as ribosomal protein L38. The transcript is spliced from 5 exons. Gene Ontology annotation, cellular component: ribosome; cytosolic large ribosomal subunit. The coding region runs from base 138 to 350 and encodes 70 amino acids. The record is from RefSeq and is a predicted model, not a curated record. NCBI's taxonomy places the organism in Eukaryota, Metazoa, Chordata, Mammalia, Primates, Cercopithecidae. Gene Ontology annotation, biological process: translation; protein-RNA complex assembly. Gene Ontology annotation, molecular function: structural constituent of ribosome.